Messenger RNA from Melitaea cinxia (Glanville fritillary), 1264 nucleotides. RefSeq names its product enoyl-CoA delta isomerase 1, mitochondrial-like. Gene Ontology annotation, biological process: fatty acid beta-oxidation. Bases 146 to 994 code for a protein of 282 amino acids. Gene Ontology annotation, cellular component: mitochondrion. The record is from RefSeq and is a predicted model, not a curated record. Lineage: Eukaryota; Metazoa; Arthropoda; Insecta; Lepidoptera; Nymphalidae. The transcript has 5 exons. Gene Ontology annotation, molecular function: enoyl-CoA hydratase activity.
GCCCUUCCCUAAAACACUGACACUGUGUCAAAGUCCAACUUUUUUACUCAUAAAUUUGUUAUAAAUUGUUAAGCAGUUUACUAAAUUAAUAAUUAAUAUUUUAAAUUCACACAUUCAACUUGGUGGUAUAAUAAAUAAAGAUAAAAUGUUUUUACGUACAAUUGUCAACAAUGCCAAGCGCUUGGCUCCUAACAUCAGAGGCAUGGCUAGUCAAGGUCCAUUAGUUGAUUUAACAGUUGACAACGAUGGAGUAGCCAUCUUGACAAUGCAGAGACCACCAGUCAACAGUCUCAACCUAGAUUUGCUUAAAGAAUUAAGUAACUCUCUCGAUGAAGUCGCAAGAAAUAAGAAUACAGGAUUAAUUUUAACAUCAUCAUCAUCAACAGUAUUUUCAGCAGGACUCGACAUUAUGGAAAUGUAUAAACCUGAUAUGAAAAGAGCAGAACAAUUCUGGACAACAUUGCAAGACGUUUGGCUUAAACUAUUUGGUUCAAAUUUUGUGACUGCAGCAGCUAUUAAUGGACAUGCUCCUGCAGGUGGAUGUUUAUUGGCUAUGUCAUGUGAAUACCGUGUAAUGGUUAGCGGAAAAUUCACUAUCGGACUCAAUGAAACAGCUUUAGGUAUCGUUGCUCCAACAUGGUUUAUGGACACCAUGUGUCACACCAUACCCGUGCGGGAGGCGGAGUAUGCGCUCACAACUGCCCGGAUGUUUACAGUAGAUGAGGCUCUAAAGGUUGGGCUCGUUGAUGAGGUUGCGACUGACAAAGCCGAUGCCAUUUCGAAGUGUAAAGAUUUUAUUGAGAAGUUUGACAAUAUUCCAUCAUUAGCUAGAGCCGUAACAAAACAGAGAAUACGGCAGGGAGCGAUUGAGAGACUUCAAAAAAAUCGCAAAGCUGAUCUCGAAGAUUUCUUACAUUACCUCAAUCAACCUAAAAUUCAACAAAGUCUCGAAAUGUAUAUCCAGAUGCUGAAAAUGAAAUCGUCAAAAAAUUAAGGAUUUAAUAAAUUUAAGAAAAAAUACGGUGUCAAUUAUGUCUGUGUAAUAAUCGUCUUAAUAGAAGUCAAAGUUUAAAAAAAAGCGGCAGCUAAUUUAAUGAAAAUUGUAUAGUUUCUAAAGCAAUGACCCUUCUCCUACAUGGAGAAAGAGGCCGAUGCUCAGCGAAGAAUGUUACAGGCUGAAUUGUGUGAAUUGUACAGUGCAUUUUCAUACUAAGAUAAUUAUUGUGGUUUUUCCUAAAAAAGAAAAAGUAAAAAGAAGAAUGGA